CGUAUCUACGGGAGUACUGUGGAUGGUCAGAAGGUGGAGGGAGAGCAAAGAAAAGCAAAGAAAAGGAAAAAGCAAAAAGGGACAGGCUCGACGGUAGAUCAACCGAGGAUAACCUGUUUUUCCCAACCCAUCCGUCCGGGUCGCAGCGAAAUUAAGUCAAGAAUGUUACACACGGCGCCUGCCUUUUUGGGGGGAGAGUCGGCGGAGGCUGGACGGUCCACUACCGGGCGACAGGCGACAGGUAAGAAUGGUUUCUGGUACGACAGCCGGGGGAACGAUCGAUCGAACCGCCGGGCCAAAGAGAUGCGCCAUAUAUCAGAUUCGUGGACUCUCUUUUUUCUUGUUCCCCUUUUUUAAUCACUCCAUUUUUGACAUGCGUCUUUCUGAUCCUCUCGGUGCAGGAUGAGGUUAGGACCGAGGUAGAGGGGGAAGAAUGAAGAAAGCGAAUAAGGAAAAAAAAAAAGCACUUACAGAAGCAGCUGAUCGAUGCGGCUAGCAAAAAGACGAACCAUUGCCGCGGAUUGAGUGAUGAUGAUGAUGAUGAUGAUGAGUACUGCGUAGUAGCACGAUUGAUUAUUGACGAUGCAGCGAGGAUCCCAAU
This is a messenger RNA of Aspergillus welwitschiae, 601 nucleotides long. RefSeq lists its product as uncharacterized. The record is from RefSeq and is a predicted model, not a curated record. NCBI's taxonomy places the organism in Eukaryota, Fungi, Ascomycota, Eurotiomycetes, Eurotiales, Aspergillaceae. The coding region runs from base 163 to 357 and encodes 64 amino acids. The transcript has 2 exons.